AUGGUUGAUAUCUUGGGAGUUACGGAUCAUUUGAAUACAAUACUACAAAGAAAAGAUCAAGAUAUCGUAAAUGCCAUGAAUCAAUUGAAGUCAUGGAUAUGGAAAAUGCAUAUUAUAAUGGAUAUAGUCGUUGAAGAUGUUCACAAAUAUGAUCUUCGAGUUCUUGAAGUGGAGCUUGGAAAUUACAUUAAAGAUGUACGAGAAAAUGAACAAUUUAAUGAUUUAAAGAGCAUUGGAGACAUUGCCAAAAAGAUGGUCAAAGAAAAGAAACAUAUAAUAUUUCCUAAGAUUUAUCUUCUUGUAAGACUUGCAUUGAUCUUACCCGUAGUAACAACAAGUAUGGAACCCGCGUUUUCAGCAAUGAAGUUGAUAAAUACUGAUAUACGCAACAAAAUGAGUGAUCAAUUUUUUAGUGAUAGUUUAGUGUCGUAUGUUGAAAAAAAUGUUUUACAAGGUAUCGGUAACGACGCAAUUGUGAAAGUGUUUCAAGAUAUAAGACCUCGUAGGGUUCAAUCGUAA
Lactuca sativa (garden lettuce) is the source of this 519-nucleotide messenger RNA. RefSeq lists its product as uncharacterized. Lineage: Eukaryota; Viridiplantae; Streptophyta; Magnoliopsida; Asterales; Asteraceae. The record is from RefSeq and is a predicted model, not a curated record.